AUGCCUGUGAGACGCGGUCAUGUUGCGCUCCAGAACACCUACUUGGACACUAUCAUCAGGAAAUUCGACGAGCAAAAUCGCAAAUUUCUCAUCGCCAACGCCCAGAUGAAGAACUGCGGCAUCAUUUACUGCAACGAAGGCUUCUGCCAGAUGUUUGGUUUUACCAGAGCCGAGAUCAUGCAGCAGCCCUGCACCUGCCAGUUCCUGGUGGGGCCCGGCACCAUGAAGAGCGCCCUCUCCCAGCUGGGACAGGCCCUGCUGGGCUCUGAGGAGCGCAAGGUGGAGAUCCUCUACUACUCCAAGGAAGGGACCUGCAGACCCUGCCUGGUGGACAUUGUCCCCGUAAAAAACGAGGAAGGCCUCGUCAUCAUGUUCAUCCUCGACUACCAGGAGCUCAUCGAUCCUUCUCUGAAGAAAUCCGGCCUCAGGCAGCGAGUCGCUCAAGGAUGGAUUUACUGUCAGAAUCGCAGGCUGAAGAUGAGGCUGCCGGUGCUGCGGUCAAUGCGACGGCCUUCGCUCUCCAAAGACCAGUUUGAAGGCGUGGUUGUGGAUUAUCUGCAGCCAAACAGUGAGGAAGUUCCUCUGAAAGAGUUCCGGAUCCCGUCCAAGGAGAGCUGCAUGCAGUCUGAGACGGAGGCCCUGAUAGAGCAGGACCUGGACCCUCCCUCCCCAGCAGCCCAGUCCACCAAACGGCGCUCCCUGCUGGCAGACCGACUGGACCCCGCGAUGGCCUUCCCCAGGGGGACGCUACCUCGAAGCUGCUCCAGGGACAGCGUUCGCAGCCUAAGACGAGCCUCAUCGCUGGAUGACAUCGACGGCAUGAGAGCGGAGUGGAACAGCCGACCCGGAGACCCCCGGACCAACAGCAAUCUGAAGCCCAGCGUUUUGAACUCCACCUCGGACUCAGACCUUAUGAGACACAGAACCAUCGGCCGGAUCCCUCAGGUUACACUCACCUUCGGCUCGGACCGGAUGAGACCGCCUUCUCCCACCGAGAUUGAAAUCAUCGCUCCCAGCAAGAUUAAAGACCGAACCCAGAACGUCACAGAGAAGGUCACUCAGGUAACACAGGUGUUGUCCCUCGGUGCCGACGUGCUGCCGGAGUACAAGCUCCAGGCCCCACGCAUCCACAAAUGGACCAUCCUGCACUACAGCCCCUUCAAAGCGGUGUGGGACUGGGUCAUCCUGCUGCUGGUUAUCUACACGGCCAUUUUCACGCCGUACUCGGCCGCCUUCCUCCUCAACGAGGUGGAGGAGGACCGGAGGAGAAGCUGUGGCUACACCUGCAACCCGCUCAACGUGGUGGACUUGGUGGUGGACGUCAUGUUCAUCGUGGACAUCCUCAUCAACUUCAGGACCACCUACGUCAACCACAACGACGAGGUGGUCAGCCACCCGGGACACAUUGCGCAGCACUACUUCAAGGGCUGGUUCCUCAUUGACAUCGUGGCUGCCAUCCCGUUUGAUCUGCUCAUAUUUCGCUCUGGUUCAGAGGAGCCUCAAACAACGACUCUGAUUGGAUUACUGAAGACAGCCAGACUGCUGAGGUUGGUGCGAGUUGCCAGGAAGUUGGACCGUUACUCAGAAUACGGAGCAGCCGUCCUUUUCCUCCUCAUGUGCACCUUCGCCCUCAUCGCUCACUGGCUCGCUUGCAUCUGGUACGCCAUCGGCAAUGUGGAGCGCACCGGCUCUGCCCGCAUCGGCGGGAUGAAGAUCGGUUGGCUGGACAACCUGGCCGACCAGAUCGGUAAACACUACAAUGACAGUGACGCCACCUCUGGACCCUCCAUCAAGGACAAGUAUGUCACCGCCCUGUACUUCACCUUCAGCAGUCUGACCAGUGUGGGCUUCGGCAAUGUGUCGCCCAACACCAACCCAGAGAAGAUCUUCUCCAUCUGCGUCAUGCUCAUCGGCUCUCUGAUGUACGCCAGCAUCUUUGGGAACGUGUCAGCCAUCAUCCAGAGACUUUACUCCGGCACGGCUCGCUACCACACGCAGAUGCUGCGGGUCAAAGAGUUCAUCCGUUUCCACCAGAUCCCAGGAGGCCUGAGACAAAGACUGGAGGAGUAUUUCCAACACGCCUGGUCCUACACCAACGGCAUCGACAUGAACGCUGUUUUAAAGGGUUUCCCUGAGUGUCUACAGGCUGACAUAUGUCUUCAUUUGAACCGCAGUUUGCUGCAGAACUGCAAAGCAUUUCGAGGUGCCAACAAAGGCUGCCUGCGGGCUCUGGCCAUGCGAUUCAAGACCACCCAUGCUCCUCCGGGCGACACUCUAGUCCACAGUGGGGACAUUCUCACUGCCGUGUACUUCAUCUCUAGAGGCUCGAUAGAGAUCCUCAGGGACGACGUGGUGGUGGCCAUACUGGGAAAGAAUGACAUCUUUGGUGAGCCUAUCAGUCUGUAUGGGAGGCCGGGGAAAUCCAGCGCUGACGUCAGAGCUUUGACCUACUGCGACCUUCACAAAAUCCUGAGGGACGACCUGCUGGAGGUGCUCGACAUGUAUCCUGACUUCGCCGACAUGUUCUGGAACAACUUGGAGAUCACCUUCAACCUGAGAGAUGCAGAUAGAAUAAACCAGACAACCCCGGGCAGGGACUCUGAAUGUGGCUACCGUCUGACGAGGCACCGUCGCUCCCUGCGUCGCCGAAACAGGCCAGAUGGGAUGGACCGCGAAGACUCGUACCCAGAUCAGUCCUGUCCGAUGGCGAACCACCACCGGGGCACCAUGGCAGGAUCUCAGUGGGAGGACCUCUGCAGCAGCGCUAGUGUCUGCUCGCAGUCGAGUGAUGAGGAAAUGAAGCCCGUGGGACACAGCAAGGGGGAGCCGUACCCACCCGGGGGCGACACCCGAGAUUACCCGCCGGCUGUGGUCAACCUGCUGCCUCACAGCGGACCCUCUGCUGGGAUGGGACCACCGGUAGACCUCGGAGGUCCUCCAUACACAGCAGCAGCCCCUAUCAGCAUGUCUGGCCUCUAUGGAUACUGGCCAGACCGCAGGGCCAGUCAGUUCUCAGACAGCCAGAGGCGACCGUCGUCAGUCAGAGCCAGUUUUCACCCUCCACCCUGCGCUGAGGACCGGCCCAGCGAACUGGAAUCCCGUCUGGAGCUGCUGCAGUCCCAGUUAAACCGACUGGAGACCCGUAUGACAGCAGACAUCAACGUGAUCCUGCAGCUCCUCCAGAGGCAGAUGGCUCCAGUGCCUCCAGCCUACAGCGCUGUGUCCCCCAGCCCUCACCCGCCUCACCCCACCACACUGUACAGCACCGGAGCUCCCACAAUCCACACCGUCCCUCCAAUCCCGCCGGUGCAGAUCGACAGCACUGCCUCACUCAUACAGAGUCCAGACUCUGACUUCCAGCACAAAUCCAAGGACUCCCUGUCCAGCGGUAUCCACCUCACUGUGGCGUCAGACGACACUAUGUCCAUGUCGCCGGAGGCCGACCCUCCACGCCUGCCCUCUGUGGACAUCACCCCUCCUCAGCAGCCUCCUGGACUGCUGUGUGGCACCCAGCGCUUCCCCUCCCUCCCUGAGCACCUGGAGACCUCCACAGAGAUGCAGGAGAUCCAAAGGCACGUGUCUGACCCGGUCCUGCCGGGCAGCUAG
This is a messenger RNA of Stegastes partitus (bicolor damselfish), 3606 nucleotides long. RefSeq names its product potassium voltage-gated channel, subfamily H (eag-related), member 6a (gene kcnh6a). The coding region runs from base 1 to 3606 and encodes 1201 amino acids. Gene Ontology annotation, molecular function: inward rectifier potassium channel activity. The transcript has 16 exons. Gene Ontology annotation, biological process: potassium ion transmembrane transport; regulation of ventricular cardiac muscle cell membrane repolarization; membrane repolarization during cardiac muscle cell action potential. NCBI's taxonomy places the organism in Eukaryota, Metazoa, Chordata, Actinopteri, Pomacentridae. The record is from RefSeq and is a predicted model, not a curated record. Gene Ontology annotation, cellular component: plasma membrane.